AUGAAAAUAAAAGGAAAAGUUAAUUUAAAAAAAUAAAAAAUAAAAACCUUCUUGAUCCUCCUCCAGCAGCAAAACUCAUCUCCUUCACAAACAACCAUAACCCUUUCACUGUUCUUUCUUCCAAAUGGAGGACCGCACCAAACAAGACAGUGAAGAAACCAAUGGCAGUUCUGUCCUAUCUCACCGACCCGAUUCAUUUGGCCGGUAUGGUCGGUUUGGUGGCAAGUAUGUCCCUGAAACUCUCAUGCAUGCAAUCACUGAGCUAGAGGCAGCGUUCCAUUCCCUUGCUCAUGAUGAAGCCUUCCAGAAAGAGCUUGGUGGGAUACUGAGGGACUAUGUGGGUAGGGAGAGCCCACUUUACUUUGCUGAGAGACUGACUGAGCACUACAGGCGUGGUGAUGGGGAAGGGCCUCAUGUGUAUCUGAAGAGGGAGGAUCUCAACCACACUGGUGCUCAUAAGAUUAAUAAUGCUGUUGCUCAGGCUUUGCUUGCCAAGAGGUUGGGGAAGAAGAGGGUUAUUGCUGAGACUGGUGCUGGGCAGCAUGGAGUUGCUACUGCCACUGUGUGUGCUCGGUUCGGGUUGGAAUGUGUUGUUUAUAUGGGUGCUCAGGAUAUGGAAAGGCAGUCCCUUAAUGUUUUCAGAAUGCGUCUACUUGGUGCUGAGGUGAGAGCAGUACAUUCUGGGACUGCUACGCUGAAGGAUGCUACGUCAGAAGCUAUAAGGGAUUGGGUGACUAAUGUGGAGACAACACAUUAUAUUUUGGGUUCGGUUGCGGGACCACAUCCGUAUCCUAUGAUGGUAAGAGAGUUUCAAGCCGUGAUUGGCAAAGAAACAAGAAAGCAAGCAUUGGAGAAAUGGGGAGGGAAGCCAGAUAUUCUGGUAGCAUGUGUUGGUGGUGGUUCGAAUGCGAUGGGACUUUUCCAUGAAUUUAUCGAUGACAAAGAUGUUAGGCUGAUUGGAGUGGAGGCUGCUGGGUUGGGCCUAGAAAGCGGUAAGCAUGCCGCUACAUUAACAAAAGGAGAGAUCGGAGUUUUGCAUGGAGCAAUGAGCUAUCUUUUGCAAGAUGAUGAUGGGCAAAUAAUUGAGCCUCACUCUAUUAGUGCAGGGUUGGACUACCCUGGGGUUGGACCAGAGCAUAGCUUCUUGAAAGAUGUAGGGCGGGCUGAAUACUACAGUGUUACUGAUGAAGAAGCACUAGAAGCUUUUAAAAGACUGUCCCAGCUGGAAGGCAUAAUUCCAGCUUUGGAGACAUCUCAUGCUUUGGCUUAUUUAGAGAAGCUCUGUCCUACCCUUCCGAAUGGAACUAAGGUUGUGGUUAACUGCAGUGGCAGAGGGGAUAAGGAUGUUCAAACUGCUUCCAAGUACUUCAAUGUUUGAAAUUUGGGGUUGUGUUCUACAACACUGCUACCACCAGUGUUAUGCCAUGAUUGAGAUUGCUAUGAAAUUCCUGAGUUUAAGGUGGAUCACUUAUGAAAGAAUUGGCUUGGGAAUGGUUCACUUUGUGUAGCCAAUUUUUUGCAUGGAAUUUGAAAAAUGUUAUGAGGAAUUAUUAAAGGCCAUUGUCUUUUUGUUUUAUUUGUUACAAAAAAGAAGAAAACUGCUUUCCAGUAAUGCAGUCAAAUUGUGUAUUGUAGAUGAACAAUAGGUACAGUUUUGCCAGAAUAAAGUAUUGUAUACCUUUGUGCUCU
Molecule: messenger RNA, 1689 nt
Organism: Lotus japonicus
Lineage: Eukaryota; Viridiplantae; Streptophyta; Magnoliopsida; Fabales; Fabaceae
Product: tryptophan synthase beta chain 1
Exons: 6
Coding region: 125-1378 (417 amino acids)
Biological process (GO): L-tryptophan biosynthetic process
Cellular component (GO): chloroplast stroma; cytoplasm
Molecular function (GO): tryptophan synthase activity
Source: RefSeq, a predicted model, not a curated record